Messenger RNA from Arabidopsis thaliana (thale cress), 225 nucleotides. RefSeq lists its product as uncharacterized. The transcript is spliced from 2 exons. The coding region runs from base 57 to 83 and encodes 8 amino acids. Lineage: Eukaryota; Viridiplantae; Streptophyta; Magnoliopsida; Brassicales; Brassicaceae. The record is from RefSeq and is marked reviewed.
AGAAGAAGUAGAAGAACCGAAGCAUACUAUCAAUUCCCUUUAGCUGUUAUCCUCUUAUGGACUCCAAUUUUGUUAAACGGUGAAAAACCACAAGAUUUACUGAACGAAAGAAUAUCGACGGUGACUCUUGUCACCGGAAUCGGUGGUGUACGGCAAGGGCUUUUGUUUAUAUUAGCCCAUAUUGUUGGUUCAGUACUUCAGUUCAAUAAAAUCCAACUUUUGUGA